AUGCUUGCUGAUUCAGCGCCGAAGGGUGAGACUGCAGACUAUUCCUGGAAGCAGUCUGAAGAUGAAGUAGAGGUUACCUUCAAGAAAGAAGGUUUGCAGAAAGGCGAUAAGAAAUACGUGAAAGUUGCAUUUGGAAGGAAGCGCCUGCGAGUAGAGGUCAAAGACCAGGUGAUCAUUGACUCGUCACUUGCUGGCAACACCACUGCUGAUGAGUGCACUUGGACACUCAGUGAUGGUGUGCUGCAAGUGACUCUUGCGAAAGCUGAUGAAGGGACUUGGAGUAUGUCUCAGCCGUUUUUGAAUCAUUUUUCCAGUCAACAUCUUCGUUUUGUGUUUCGCUCACAAGUGAAUGAGGCCUGA
Messenger RNA from Durusdinium trenchii, 360 nucleotides. The record is from the annotation of a GenBank genome assembly. NCBI's taxonomy places the organism in Eukaryota, Dinophyceae, Suessiales, Symbiodiniaceae.